Messenger RNA from Prorocentrum cordatum, 179 nucleotides. The record is from the annotation of a GenBank genome assembly. NCBI's taxonomy places the organism in Eukaryota, Dinophyceae, Prorocentrales, Prorocentraceae.
GCCGCGGGCCAGGCGGGCGCCCGGGCGGUGGGCCAGGCAGGCCGCGGGCCAGGCGGCAGCGCCGGCGAAGAGCCGCCGCCUCGCGCGGCCCAGUGUCCCCACGACCCCGGCAAAGGCAGCGGCCCCAGCGGUGAAGGCGCGCGGCGGCCGCUCCGACCGCCUGGCGGCCGCAACCAGAG